Molecule: messenger RNA, 1023 nt
Organism: Tinamus guttatus (white-throated tinamou)
Lineage: Eukaryota; Metazoa; Chordata; Aves; Tinamiformes; Tinamidae
Source: RefSeq, a predicted model, not a curated record
AUGAUUGCAGCAGUUUUGGAAACCAGGCUGCUUUCUGCCAUUGCACGUGUGUGCACUAUUAAAGACUCAAGAGGCACCAGAAAUCAAGAUGUUUUGAAUUUCCAUACAGCUGAUGUGCAUAUUGGAAAAUAUGGGCAUGAGCUGGGCAAACUAGUCAUUUCCCUCUCCCCACUGGUAGUGGCUGUAGAAGUAGAGCCCAUUUUCAGACGAUGUUGGUUGGUUUUCAAGAAGGCUUCUAGCAAAGGACCCAGGAGGCUAGAAAAAUUUCCAGAUGAGAAGGCAGCAUACUUCAGGAACUUCCACAAGGUAACUGAGCUGCACAAUAUCAAAAACAUAACCAGAUUGCCUCGAGAGACCAAGAAGCAUGCAGUGGCAAUUAUCUUUCAUGAUGAGACGUCGAAGACAUUUGCGUGUGAGUCAGAACUAGAGGCUGAGGAGUGGUGCAAACAUCUCUGCAUGGAAUGUCUAGGAACCAGACUCAAUGAUAUAAGUCUUGGGGAACCUGACUUGCUUGCUGCUGGAGUCCAGAGAGAACAAAAUGAGCGAUUCAAUGUAUACCUUAUGCCUACACCAAAUCUAGACAUCUAUGGGGAAUGUACAAUGCAGAUCACUCAUGAAAACAUAUAUCUCUGGGACAUCCACAAUGCCAAGGUCAAGCUGGUCAUGUGGCCUCUGAGCUCUUUGAGGAGAUAUGGACGUGACUCAACGUGGUUCACAUUUGAGUCUGGAAGGAUGUGUGACACAGGAGAAGGGCUGUUCACCUUUCAGACAAGGGAAGGAGAGAUGAUAUAUCAGAAAGUUCAUUCUGCAACACUGGCAAUAGCAGAGCAACAUGAAAGAUUAAUGAUGGAGAUGGAGCAGAAAGCACGGCUCCAGACCAGUCUGUCUGAACCAAUGACAUUAUCCAAGUCAAUCUCCCUUCCUCGCAGUGCAUACUGGCAUCACAUCACCCGGCAGAACAGCGUUGGAGAAAUCUACAGUUUACAAGGCAAGCGUCUUAUAAAUAAAUGCAAUGUCCAUUAG